CUUGUGGAGCUGUUGCUCGUCUCUGCCGUCUUAGUGGGCCUCGGCUCAGCUCCGACUUCGUAAGCGGCGGCGGUGGCAAGGCGGCGGUCGCCUUGCUCUUCAGCCCGUGGGUUCCUCUUUCCCGGUGUCUUUCCCGGCGUACCUCGCAUCCCUCGCGUCGCCGUCCUCGACUCCUCGCUGGAGCUCGUCCUCCGUUCCAGCGCCAUGGCCGCCAUCCCAAUUCAGACAGCCACCCGGUACGGGGCCAGAGGCAGAGACUCGAGCCCCAGCCCUCUCCCCACCGGGUCGACUGGCCGCGAUGACACCCUCUCGAGGCCCUUUUUACCUCCAGGUCGCCCCAGUCCAUUUUCCGACAACCUCUCACCCUCGGCGGCUUCGAACCCCAUGGCGAUACGCGGCAUGGACCACGACGACGUGCCUCCGCCGUUACCCCCUCCCCGGCUUGUUCCCAUCAAUGGCCCGGUCGAUCCAAUGCUGCAUUACAAGGAAAGCAUGCGCCGGGACGAGUACGGGAGCCCCGAUAGCGACUCAUUUGGGCACAGUUUCAAGCGACGGGACUUAUCCUUCAGGAGCGAUGUCUCGGAUGAUGGCUACCACAGCCUUGACAGCAUCAGGUCCGCUGGCUUUCCUUCGCCUUUUGGUCGUCACCCCAUGACUGGUUUCCGCCCUCACGGCGAUUCGAUCGACAACUCGAUGCUCGACAAGCUGAACCGACCAGGUCGACGCUCAGGCCUGAGCGCCUCGGUGAACGACCUGCCAGGCCCGCGGCUCCCCCACGCACCACUGACAUCGCUCUCUCUCCCGCACCGCACUCGACAGCCAUUGCUUGACUCCAGCUUUACCAACUCCCCCGCGGCCGUGUCGGCCACGUCCCCGAUCGAUUCGCCGUUCAGUCACGUUCCACGAGGGUCCAUUGAUCACCGGCCGCCCUUGGGAUCCGACAGCAGUGAUUUUGAACGAUCACCGCUGCCCCGGACGCCGCGGGUACAUGCUAGUCGGAUCCCCGAAGACAACGCGGCGGUGCCAAGGCUUGGUAGUGCCUACGAGGUCCGUGAUGAUGAGACGGACUUUCCAAUGGACGAAACGACGCGCAUGCGGGGCCUUGCCAUCGAAGACCAGUGGAGGGAAAGGGACCAAUGGGACAGAGACAGGGACAGGGAGUGCUACCAGCCGGGUCGAAAACGUCGGGCAUCGUCGCCGCCGAGCGACGACGCUGCGCUUACAAACGACCUGCUGCGGAGGAGGGAUGGCGGCCUCAUGUCGAGGGGCUCGCCCACGCCUCGACUGUUGGUGAUUCCCCAGAACUCGGUUUCGAGCGCGUCAUCGGUCAGCCGAAGCGGGAGCUAUACCAGUAAUCUCACUGCUAGCAGCAUCACAAGCCUGGGCUCGUUCGGACGCCGUUCGCCCAACCGCCUGUCACCCGGCGGUCUGUCUCCGACGGACCCCACGAGCGGCGGUAGCCCCUACGCGCCGCCAAGUAUCUCGACGUCCCCGCGUCCCUCAGUCGGACGGUCGGCUGCAGCACCGUCGCCGCAUCAACGAACACCAAGUGAACAGCCGCCACUGCAGCAGCUGCCGGCACAGGGCUCGCGGCCCGUGGUUUCGCCGCGGAAGCUCGCAGAGGUUCCCAAGAACCACAGCAGCCUGGCGGCCAAGCUCAAGGGCCCCUACAUGUGCGAGUGCUGCCCCAAAAAGCCCAAGAAGUUCGAGACGGAAGAAGAAUUAAGAGCCCACGAAGCCGAGAAGCAGUACGAGUGUUCGUUUUGCGGCAAUCGCUUCAAGAACAAAAACGAGGCCGAGCGGCACCAAAACUCGCUCCACGUGCGGCGGCACAGCUGGUCCUGCUCAGCCUUGACUACUUACGAGCGCGCGUUCCACGACAGCACGUCCAGGCCCGGCGAGAGCGACGUCUGCGGUUACUGCGGAGAGGAGUUUUCUAGGACGGGGCAGACUGCCGGGGGCUCGACCGUGAGUGAGCAGGACUGGGAAGACCGCAUUCGGCAUCUCCAGGACGUGCACAAGUUCCGCGAGUGCAACUCGAGCAAGAAGUUCUACCGGGCCGAUCAUUUCCGCCAGCAUCUGAAGCACAGCCAUGCCGGCACGAGUGGGAAGUGGACAAACAUGCUGGAAAACGCUUGCAUGGUGGAGGAAGAGCCGACCGUUGGCGCGAGAUGAGACCUUCUCUCUCCCUCAUGCGGUCUGGAAUGUUGCUGGGGAGGGGGAGGGAGCGCGCGUGCGGGGGCUUGGAAUCUGUGAGCCAACAUGCGCAGUGUUGGCCACCGCUUCGUGAUGUUGCCUGUCCUGCUCACCGCCGCAGGAGGACAGGAACUAUGCCCCCUCGGUACAGAAUCUCUUCCUGGGCGAAACGCCAUUGGGAAGGAACAGGAGGAUUGGCUUGUUUCUCGGACACCAACCAAGAAGGCAUCAGGCCGUCUGUGCCGCCAGAAGCAGAGUUGGAUUGCGGAGAUGGCCGAGAGGCAGGAGGGAUGCGACGUUGCUUCGGCGAAGGAUCGGGGCCCUGGCUUCGGAUUGCGAAAUGGAGUCGGCCGGCGUAUCGCUGUCGGC
Messenger RNA from Thermothielavioides terrestris NRRL 8126, 2565 nucleotides. RefSeq lists its product as uncharacterized. The transcript has 3 exons. The record is from RefSeq and is a predicted model, not a curated record. Lineage: Eukaryota; Fungi; Ascomycota; Sordariomycetes; Sordariales; Chaetomiaceae. The coding region runs from base 385 to 2175 and encodes 596 amino acids.